AUGCCCAGCCCAGAUCGACAGCCACAAAUCGAUGGCUUUGGGCUAACCUUUCCGUUUCCCUUACGAGUAGCGACCCUGUUGGUUGCUGGAUUUUGGGGAUGGGCGAUUAACCUGCAUUUGUUGUCCAAAACGGAGAUUGAUGUCGCUGCACUGAUUCGAUACCCCUCCUCCGCCCCUCAACGACCACACUAUGCCUCCGCAUACCGAUUAGCCUCUCUCUUGACACUACCACUCGCAAUCUGGACAGUUCUCUUUUGGAUCGUCACCCACUGUCAAUACGAGCUGGUCGCGCGCUUUGAUUACAUUCCGCUCUCCGUCUUCACCCCUCUCCUCCUCAUCCUCAUCUGGCCUUUCAAUCGAGCGUCUCGCGCAGGUCGCGUACGACUCCUGCUGACCUUGAAGCGCGUCAUCAUUGGAGGCCUCGCUGACGCGCAAGAUGGCAAGUUCGGGGACGUCUUGCUAGCGGAUGCUCUGACCAGCUAUGCGCGAGUGCUGGCCGAUCUGUACAUCAGUUUCUGCAUGUUCUUCAGCGAUUUCUUGUUCGCGACCUCCAAGCCGGACCGAAGCUGUGGCAAGACCUUCAUUACACCUCUUCUCAUUGCGAUUCCGAGCCUUAUUCGGUUGCGCCAAUGUUUGACCGAGUACUUGCGCUCCCGCCGAGCCACGUCACGCCGUGAACAGAGCAAGGGAAGCCAGCAUCUGGCCAACGCUCUGAAAUAUUCCACCGCGUUCCCCGUGAUCUACCUGAAUGCGAAGCUGCGCAAUUACAACCCGUUCUAUUUCCACGGAUUCAGCGAAGUGACCAUCAUUCGAUUCUUAUUUAUCUUUUCGUGCAUAAAUUCAGGCUACUCUUUCUGGUGGGACGUGGUGAAAGAUUGGGACUUUACCCUCUUCUCUUCCAAACGAUUGGACCGCGAGCAUCCGUACGGGCUACGACGACAUCGCAUCUUUUCAUCUGAUCGCAUCUAUCACGGGGUGAUUAUCGCUGAUCUAUUGCUUCGCUUCUCUUGGCUUUGGCGUGUGCUACCGGGGCUCUCAUGGCUUGCCGAGACCGAAUCCGGCCUCUUCUUGCUUAUGUUCCUUGAAAUUGCACGCCGGUGGAUGUGGGUUUUCUUCCGCGUGGAAGCUGAGUGGAUUCGCACCACCCAAGGCUCCGCUCUGGAUGAUAUUUUACUCGGCGACCUCAACCACAAGUUCGAUGCCGACUAG
This is a messenger RNA of Penicillium diatomitis, 1209 nucleotides long. Its product is annotated as EXS domain-containing protein. Bases 1 to 1209 code for a protein of 402 amino acids. The transcript is spliced from 5 exons. Gene Ontology annotation, cellular component: membrane; cytoplasm. The record is from RefSeq and is a predicted model, not a curated record. Lineage: Eukaryota; Fungi; Ascomycota; Eurotiomycetes; Eurotiales; Aspergillaceae.